Zingiber officinale is the source of this 3245-nucleotide messenger RNA. Its product is annotated as leucine-rich repeat receptor-like serine/threonine-protein kinase BAM3. The record is from RefSeq and is a predicted model, not a curated record. The coding region runs from base 125 to 3100 and encodes 991 amino acids. Gene Ontology annotation, molecular function: receptor serine/threonine kinase binding; ATP binding; protein kinase activity. Lineage: Eukaryota; Viridiplantae; Streptophyta; Magnoliopsida; Zingiberales; Zingiberaceae. Gene Ontology annotation, biological process: protein phosphorylation. The transcript is spliced from 2 exons.
UCUUUGGUCUUUGGCUUUUCUUCCCCGGAAAAAGAAGAGAGCGACAGCGCCUUGUUCCACCUCCAUAUUAUUUAGCACCACCACCUUCCUCCAUUGCACAGUCCUCCCUCUCCUCUGCUUCUCCAUGGCCGUUGUUGGCGCGAGCUUCUUCCUUUUCCUCUCUUCUUCUCUUCUCUUCCUCUCUCCGGCCGUCUCUUCGGACUCCCCCGGCCUUUCCCUCAGGAAGCAGGCGUCUGCUCUUCUUUCCAUCAAGCAAUCUCUGCGCGCCUCCGACGGCUUCUUCCGGAGCUGGAGCUCGCGGAACCAUGCUUCUCUCUGCUCGUGGAGCGGCGUCCGCUGCGACGACGCCGGGCGAGCGGUGACCGAGCUCGACGUCUCCAGCCUCAACGUCUCCGGUUCCCUGUCGCCGAGGAUUGCGGAGCUGAAGGCGCUCGUUCGCCUCUCGGUCUCCGGCAACAGCUUCGCCGGGGAGUUCCCCGCGAGCGUCUGCCAGCUCCUGCGCCUCCAGUUCCUCAACAUCUCCAAUAACCACUUCAAUGGCUCCUUGGACUACUGGAACUUCUCUGCGAUGGCGGAGCUGCAAGUCUUCGACUUGUACAACAAUGACUUCUCUGGAUCACUGCCGGCGGCGUUACCGGAGCUGCCCCUGCUCCGCCACUUGGAUCUCGGCGGGAACUAUUUCUCCGGCCAAAUCCCCACUGCCUAUGGCGGUUUUCCGGCCAUUAGCUAUCUGUCAUUGGCUGGGAACGACUUGGGUGGCCGUAUUCCAGCCGAGCUAGGCAACCUCACCACUCUCGAACAACUUUACUUGGGCUACUUCAAUGAGUUCGACGGCGCCAUUCCGGCGGAGCUCGGGAGGUUGACUAAUCUCCUCCACCUCGACCUCUCGAGCUGCGGCUUAAAAGGCGAAAUCCCACAUCAAUUGGGUGAUCUUGUGAAGCUGGACACCCUCUUCUUGCAGACCAACCAGCUCAUUGGCACCAUUCCUCCCCAACUUGGCAACUUGAGCAGCUUGAGAUUCCUCGACAUCUCCAACAACGCGCUCGCCGGGGAGAUACCCAAGGAGUUCGGGAAUCUCCGAGAGCUCAAGCUGCUGCACAUGUUCCUCAACCAAUUCCACGGAGAGAUCCCGUUGUUCGUCGCGGAGCUGCCGAGCUUGGAGGUUCUGAAACUGUGGCACAACAACUUCACCGGCACUAUCCCUCCCAAGCUUGGCCAGUAUGGCAGGCUUCGAGAGCUUGAUCUCUCCACCAACAAGCUCACCGGAAUGGUUCCCAGAGGUCUCUGCACUGGGAAGACAUUGGAGAUACUGAUCUUGCUCAACAACUUCCUCUUUGGUCCUCUGCCGGAUGAUCUCGGUGAGUGCACGACUCUUGUGAGGGUGCGCAUGGGGCAGAACUACUUGACCGGUUCCAUUCCCGGAGGCUUCCUUUACCUUCCGGAAUUGCUACUGCUGGAGUUGCAGAACAACUAUCUCACCGGAGUUCUAGCAGAUGAGCCUGCAAAGCGACCGGCAAAGCUAGGCCAGCUCAAUCUAUCUAACAACCAGUUUUUUGGGCCUCUUCCGAGCUCCAUCGGAAACUUCUCAGCGUUGCAGAUUCUCCUUCUCAGUGGCAACCAGUUCAACGGAGAGAUCCCAUCUCAGGUUGGCCUUCUUCGACACGUACUAAAGGUAGAUAUGAGCAUGAACAACUUCUCCGGCCGGAUUCCUCCGGAGAUCGGCGAUUGUUUUCUGCUGACUUACUUGGACUUGAGCCGAAACCAAUUGUCCGGCGAGGUACCGUCUCAAGUGUCUCGAAUUAAAAUACUCAACUAUCUGAAUGUUUCAUGGAACCAGUUGGCCGGAAACAUUCCGAAGGAGAUCGGGAGCAUGAAGAGUCUAACUUGCGCCGAUUUCUCCCACAAUGAUUUCUCCGGCAGAGUGCCGGAGACAGGGCAAUUUGCCUACUUCAACGCUUCGUCUUUUCUCUCCAAUCCUCGGCUCUGCGGGUCGAUUCUGAACCCCUGCAACAUUUCAGCAAGCUCUCCGUUCCAUCAAGACCAACAAGGGAGUCUCAAGUUCCAGCUCCCUGGGAAGUCCAGGCUCCUACUCGCGCUGGGCCUCUUAGCGUGUUCGAUCGUCUUCGCGUUCACAGUAGCCAUCAAGACACGGUCGAUGAUGCGAAGAAACUCUAACUCGUGGAAGCUGACUGCAUUCCAGAAACUGGAUUUCGGGAGUCAAGAGAUUGUAGAAUGCCUCAAAGAGAACUGUAUCAUAGGAAGAGGAGGAGCCGGCGUCGUCUACCGAGGAACGAUGCCUAGUGGCGAAGAGGUCGCAGUGAAGCGCCUGCUCGGAAUCAGCAAGGGCUCGACGCACGACAAUGGAUUCUCUGCCGAGAUUCAAACGCUGGGCAAGAUUCGGCAUCGGAACAUCGUCCGGUUGCUCGCCUUCUGCUCCAACAAGGACUGCAAUCUCCUGGUCUACGAGUACAUGCCUAACGGAAAUUUAGGAGAGCUGCUCCACGGAAAGCGAGCUGGAUACCUCAAUUGGCAACUGAGGCUCAGGAUCGCCGUCGAAUCAGCCAAAGGAAUGUGCUACCUGCACCACGACUGCCGUCCUCCGAUCCUCCACCGCGAUAUCAAGUGCAACAACAUCUUGCUGGAUGCAAACUUCGAAGCUCACGUAGCUGAUUUUGGCCUCGCCAAGUACUUGAGGGACACUGGAACCUCUGAAUGCAUGUCGGCGAUCGCCGGCUCUUAUGGCUACAUCGCUCCUGAAUACGCGUACACUUUGAAGGUGGACGAGAAGAGCGACGUGUACAGCUUCGGGGUGGUUCUGCUGGAGCUGAUCACCGGCCGGCGGCCGGUAGGGGACUUCGGAGAGGAAGGACUGGACCUUGUCCAGUGGACGAGAAGUGUCACGAACUGGAGCAAGGACGCGGUGGUGAAGAUCCUGGACCCCUGGCUGAGCAACGUGCCGGUGGAGGAGGCCAUGCAGGUGUUCUUCGUGGCCAUGCUGUGCGUCCAGGAGCACAGCGUGGAGAGGCCGACCAUGAGAGAGGUGGUCCAAAUGCUGGAACAAGCCAAGCCCUCCUCUGCUCUACCUGUACGUCCGAGCUAGUCUAGUCGUCACCGGUCUGCAAAUUUGUGAACUAAAUGAUGAGCAAAGCUUUGCUCUGUGUGUGUGUGUGUUUCUCGACUAAAUGUGUGUGGCAGUUAGUGAGAGUGUGUCAUUGAUUUGAUAUGGUAAGAAUCUGUUUCUCUCA